This is a messenger RNA of Pseudophryne corroboree (corroboree frog), 6191 nucleotides long. RefSeq names its product double C2 domain alpha (gene DOC2A). Gene Ontology annotation, cellular component: membrane; synapse. NCBI's taxonomy places the organism in Eukaryota, Metazoa, Chordata, Amphibia, Anura, Myobatrachidae. Bases 655 to 1830 code for a protein of 391 amino acids. The transcript is spliced from 11 exons. Gene Ontology annotation, biological process: spontaneous neurotransmitter secretion; exocytosis; regulation of calcium ion-dependent exocytosis. The record is from RefSeq and is a predicted model, not a curated record.
CAUUGAGCAUUGCAUCAAUUAUUUAUGGCCUGCGUUUGGCAGUGUUGCAGCAAGUAGGCAAAUAUUGCCUGUAAAUACUGCAAUUAGUAAGUUAAUGAGCAGCGAUUUGCAUAAAGACGAAGAAAUGGAGCUUUCAUCCGACUGAAAAUAACACCCCAAUCAUGCUCGGUUUUUUUGGGUGCCAGAAUUGUACUACGUUUUCAUCCUGCAAUUGUUGGAAUAAAAAAAAAAAAGAACCGUCAGAAAAAAGAAAAAAAAAGAGAGAUGAGAUAGACAGUAGAAGCGGCUGAUUUGAUAAGGUCCAGACCGACAGAUGUGUCCGCUGGAACCUCUGCUGCAGCAUCCAAGCAUCAAGUGGUUAAGCCAGCGGUGGCAAUGUCUGAGUUAUCUUCCGAUUGUUUUCCUUCACCUCUGUCUACUCUCUUUCUCUUUUUUCCUCUCUAUUCAUUUGCUCUUUCUUUGUCUCCUCCUCUCAUAUACUCACCCUCCCUCCUUCUCCUGCUGUGAGACACAGCAGUGAGGGAGAGAGAAUCAGCAACACUGCCAAUCCAGCCCUGCUCCCUCUCCCACAGCCUCCGACCUGCUCCUCUUCUCUUCUCCUGUCUUUCAGGAACCCUGUUGCCCCUCGGAAAACCCGAGGCGAGAGGUAAGCUGAUGACAGUACGUAGAGGGGAUAAAGUUCCCAUCAGCAUCCAGGAGCACAUGGCCAUCAAUGUGUGUCCGGGACCCAUCCGGCCCAUUCAGCAGAUCUCUGACUACUUCCCCAGAUAUACACCUUGGCCCGAAGGCACUCUAUCACCUACAGGACAACCCCAAAACCUUUCACCCUUGAACAUACCACCACAGGCAUCAGAACAGGUGGACGACUCUGCAGACCUGGACAACUAUGACUCUGAUGAUGGCACAGCUCUUGGGACUCUGGAAUUUGAACUAUUUUACGACCAGGAACAAUGUAUCUUACAGUGCAUCAUCCUGAGAGCCAAGGGUCUGAAGCCAAUGGAUUUCAAUGGUCUUGCUGACCCAUACGUGAAGAUUCAUCUGCUCCCUGGUGCUUGCAAGGCCAACAAACUGAAGACCCGCAUAGUGCGGAACACUCUGAAUCCCACGUGGAAUGAGAAUCUCACUUACUGCGGGAUCACCCCGGAAGACAUGGGCAAAAAGAUACUGCGGAUUUCUGUGUGUGAUGAAGACAAACUGAGUCACAAUGAGUUUAUAGGGGAGACACGCGUCCCUCUACGCAGACUGAAGCCCGGAGAGAGAAAACACUUUAACCUCUGCCUGGAACGCCAAAUCCCUCUGGCCUCUCCUUCCUCAAUGUCAGCUGCUCUACGGGGAAUUUCUUGUUACCUGAAAGAGCUUGAGCAAUGCCAGGAGUGGGAGCUGGAGGAGCGGGGGAGGAUCCUUCUAUCUCUGACGUACAGCACCGAGCGCGGGGGUCUGGUGGUGGGCAUUAUGCGUUGCGCCCAUCUUGCAGCUAUGGAUGUAAAUGGUUUCUCAGACCCAUACGUCAAAACUUACCUGAAGCCGGACGUAGAAAAAAAGUCCAAGCACAAAACCGCUGUAAAGAAGAAAACACUGAAUCCAGAGUUUAAUGAGGAAUUCUUCUACAAAAUUGGAGUGCAUGAGCUGCAGCAGAGGAGCCUGGAGGUGACAGUGUGGGAUUAUGACCUGGGAAAAUCCAACGACUUCAUAGGGGGUGUUACGCUAGGCGUGAAUGCUAAAGGAGAGUGUCUAAAGCACUGGAUGGAGUGCAUCUCUUCCAGCAAUCAGAGGGCAGAACACUGGCACACGCUCACCAAUGAGCUCCCUGGAUCCACCUACACCGACUGAGGGAUGCAUUUCCUCUAAAGAGGAGCUAAAGAACAAGAAAAGAUGAGCGGGAACACUCACUUCCACACUCACAUCACUGAAUGCAUUUAGAUGAAACUUUCAUGUCAUGGGCACAUUCAAGAUGGCCGCCGCUGCAAACUUCCUGACAGGAGAUGUUCAUAUUUCCGUUUAUGGUACAAUGAGAUGUUAUCCAUUUCUACUCCAGCUUUUAUUGGUGGUCAUAGAGGUGACAAUCCCAGAGGCAAAGUCAUUUUUUGCCUGGUGGGCAAGACUGUUGUAGGACAGAGACCAGGAGAUUCAUUAAUGGUUGGGAACGGUCAAAUCUUGGUUUUCUGUCAACACUAAUCCACCACAAAAAAUGGCUCCCAUCCUCUGACCUCAUCACAGACAGCGCUCAACGGACUAAACCGCAAGACGCCAAACAAGAAAGCGCAGUCCCAUCUGAUUGAGAGUUUGACAGAUAACCAAUCUUUUUCCAUGCCUGCCAACAUUUCGAAAGAAAAAUCGGGGUACAGUUAAACAACCAUGACCCACACAAACCUCACACCAGAUCCAAACUCCACCAAACCAUGCCAAUAUUAUCUCAAGUCAUGUCAAAAACGAUUAUUGGAAAGAGUCAUAAUGCUUCCAAAGAGUCAAAGCCAUCUGGCUAUCAUCCAAAGACUGGAACCACCCAAGAUAUAUAUAUAUAAUAUAGAGGAACAUGUGAUUAGGAAGCAAAUGAAAUUUCACAAACAAAUCGUGUCUCAUGUCGGCCCUUCAGAGAUUUGUCCCCUGACGGUAUAAAUUAUACGGCGGUGGCCGAGGGCUUUUAUACAGUUCAAGAAGAGUGGCAACGGAAAGUGAUGACAUCAGAGCGCACUGUUCAUACCAUAUAAUGUACAUGAAUUUAUCAACGUUUUACAGGAAACCCGUCAUACGGUGUUGGCUGACAUUUUGUGAUCAGUCUAUCAGUUCACUGCCAACCAUUGACGUUUCUGAGGCACAAUACACAAAAUGGCAGCCCGCACUGUGUGCCUGAUGGAUGGACUCUACACUAACAAAAGAGUUGCCACCAUGGAUCAGGCACUGAGGGAUGAUGACAUUAAGAACCAUAAUGACUUAAGAAAGUGAUUUCCAUUCCUUCCUCUGCUGGUCCCAUGAACAGAACGAUGCCACUUUACAGAUUGCUGGGCAUCCGCAGCUAGGUAGAAGGUAGUCCAAUCCACCGCCUGCUCAUCCUGGUCCCUCCAGGGCACAUUCCUCCGCACCCUCAGAGCAGAUUAGCCGGCUUUGGGUUUCAUUUCUCAUUAUCUGUGAUUUACGUUCAUAGAUUGGAUUUAAUUAGGUCCCGCUGCAGCCAACUCACUUGACAGCUAAGCGCUGCUAAUCUGUAAGAGAUCCGUCAGAAUGUCAGAGCAAAUGUCAUUAUAUGGGAAAUAUAUUAGGAGACGGAUGUAGUUACAGAUGACAACUUUUGUCUUCGGAGCUCUGUACACAAUUACUGAUCCCCGACAGCGGUUGGCCACUCAGCGUGACGGUCUCAUUCACGUGGCGCAGAAAGACACAGCACAACAAUAUGAGCCCUCAUUAUAUCAGCACCAUUACACCCACCCAGUGCAGCAAUAUCCCGUACAAUGACUGCAUACAGGAUUAACCCUUAUAAUCAGUGUUAUUACCACAAGCACACACAGGGAUUAACCCCUGCAGCCAAUAGGGAUAUCGCAAACCAUGAACCCAGCGUGGGCUCUGAUAUUCAGUGUUAUCAUCACAAACAUAAACCAAGAUCAGUAUUAUCCGUAAUGAAUACAUAAUAUAUAAUAAGUGUAUACAUACACCAAUCCUGAAUUGGCUUUUGGGAUUAUUUAUAUUUACAGUAUGCACUGAUCAAACGCGCUUUAGGUGUCAUCAUCGAGCGUCUUAACGUGCUUUUCAUGCCCUAAUAUUAUUAUAAUACCACUUUCUUAAUCUCCCUGCGAAACAGAUACCAUAUUUUAGUACAUAGCAAAUAGAUCUGCAUUCUAUAAAAUGUUCCAAUGUUACAUGAAAUGAUAUCACCAUCGCCAUUUAGCUACGAUGCGCCACAAAUUCUGCCAUAUCGGACAGACCGCAUCCCAAUACGUGAAUAACUUCUGGAACCCUGUAUCUUGUGAGGUGACAAUUUAAUGAGAAAUGCGUUACAACCACUUUGAUGCGAAAGAUCCAAUAUAAAAGUGACUAUCGUCACCAUAGAUCACUACUCAGCGUUGCGCACGUUGCUCCAUCUGGUCACUAAGACAGCCAUUGAAUUAUACUCUCAGGGCCAAUUCUAGACACUUCCAGCAAUGUUAUUGCCAUCACUACCAGCCCCAACCGGUGUUCUCCUUUGUGGCCCACAAAAAAAAGCACCAGCCAGCUUCAUGCAUCCUUGAUGUGCUGUCACAAUCAUCCGCAGCCGCCAAAACGUGGAACAGAAAAGCCUCGCCCUUAUCUGCCCAAACCACAGACGUUUCAGGCGAGCCCCGCCUUCUUUCCAUCAGGCCACUCCCCCUGGCCAUCAAAAAAGAUUGGCACGCAAGCUGGCAGCUGUAAAGGAUGCACUAGAAGACACGGCCACGAGGCACCAGCAUACACUUCUCUGUGGACACUUGUGCAUGCUCUAACACGGGCUACUUUAAAUGUGCUGGAGUCUUGUGUUUGCCUAAACUCUGAGGAAAAGACAGAAACAGAUUCUAACACGUAGCACUCCUUCCUUCUCCAUAUAUAAGCCCUAGAAGGCGCACGUUACAUGUCGGACGGUCAGGCUUAAGCGUUAGUUUCAGGUUACGGACUGAGCAACUAGGUCGCGGGACAAGAGGUCUGUGGGCCGGUGGCGGCCUUUGAAACGUGUCCCAGGAUGUACGCCAUCUGCAGCUGUACACAUGAAACACACAACUAUGCACACACAUCUCACUCUGGGCUAUGCACACACCUCACACAUUCACUAAUUGCACGUUCUUUUUCACUGUUGUGACUUCUCGUUUUGUACGUUGGGGGUGUGUGCGCUGUUUUGUAUACAGGGGUGUAAGUUGGUGCUUGAGAGUCACGCAGGCACUGCAUUUAUGCAAAAUUGUGUCUUUUGUAACUUUAUUACUCUUCUGUUUCUUGGUUUUUAACGAGUUAUUGUUGGGAGAAACGGAGAAGGUCUAACGUAGUGUCAGCAAGUGUGUAAAAACAGCUAAAGGUGCAGUGGUUUGUGCGACACUCCAUAAAUAGACUGCUGCACAGACCAGCAGCGAAAGAUUCGCUCUUCUUAGAUAACAGAGCACGGCGAGGUCUUCUCCAAAUGUUAGGAGGACACCAAGAGUUUCUGGUUGCUUCAGCUUUCCAUGGAUUGUCGGUGAGGGACAACACAAGGGAGUUUUCCAAGAGGACAAAUCAUAUUGUUUUUGUUGGCCAACAUGAAGGAAAGGUGGGAUACAUCUCUUAGGGUUUCUCAAUGAUCCUCGAUGCAGUCUUGAAAAGACCGUAUAUUUAGCAGGUUGGGAAAUGUACAGUCUUCCCAGUGUUUUCAUUGGUAUGGGAGAGCAAUGGUUUGUUGACGUUUGCCUGAAUUUCACGGUGGCUGUUUCAGUGUAGAUCCAGAAAGAUAUUUUACCCUCAAAAUGAAAGUUCCACGGCUGACUGUGUUUUGAAACAAGAUUUACGGCCAGUAUUGACGUAUUUAGGUCAACACUAGGAAGGGAAUAAAGGUGAGGUGUCUUUGUAGAUGGUUAAUAUCAUGAUUUGCAUCCAAGCAGAAGAUACAAAGGUGUUGGUGGAACAUUUGUGAAGUGGAUGGCUUGUAAACAAGGAAACGUCUCUUCAGAUGGCUUGAAUAUAGGGAUUAAAGGAUGGAUACUUCCAGAUCUAGGCAAGGUAUAUUAUAGUAUUUAAUGCAGAUUGCUAGUUUGAUUGAAUCAUGGGGGAUGGUUUGAAAGUAUUUGUGGGGGUUCUGGUCAUUUUUGGAGAAUGGUUGAUUUUGGGUAGUACUGUAUAACUUUUAUGGAGACUUGAGUUGAGAUUGGUCCCACUUGCAUUACAUGUGGAUGGUUUGAUGUUGUCUUGGAAGGGCUCUAAAUCUUUUUCUGUAUAUAGAUUCUAUGUAAUUGCUAUGGCGGAUGUCUUGAAGGUGAGGGUGUAAGGAGAGACACAUGUUGAACAUGACAGAGGCGUGUGGUUCUAAGAUGAGGUGGAAAGGCUGGGUGGCUCUCUGAGGAGGCAGUCUGGUGUGUCGGUGUAAGGUUGGAUGGAACGUGACUGGUUGUGCUUCGUGUGUGUUUGUGUCAGGUUUGGAAUGGGGUGUGAUGGAGGCUGCGCGCCCUGUACUUGCAUGUAACAGCCUCCUCCUGAUAACUGCACCAAUAAAGGCAAAAACCAACUAA